This is a messenger RNA of Rotaria sordida, 366 nucleotides long. Lineage: Eukaryota; Metazoa; Rotifera; Eurotatoria; Philodinida; Philodinidae. The record is from the annotation of a GenBank genome assembly.
AUGACGUCGUCGAUGUUUUCAUAUUUAGUGAUUAUUUUCGGUGCUCUUAUUUUAGGAGUAUUUUCUGCUAAUCAAGGUUCUGUUCGAAUCUGUAAUAGAGGAGCAUAUGUAGCUAAAUGUGGUCUAAAUUCACGAACUGCCGAUGGUCGUACUCGUUCAUAUGACACGGGAAAAUUUCUAGCUGGUCAAUGCUUUUCACUUGAACUACCGUAUGAAGCUGUAUGGGGUCAGGUUUGGUGUGAUAAUUAUGUCUUCAUUGGUAUUACUAAACGUAUUUUUCAAGAAGAUUUUAAUGCUCCAUCUGUUCGUUGUUAUGAUAUUACUGGAACAACAUUUCAUCCAGGAAGAAAUGGACCAAAUUGUUAA